Molecule: messenger RNA, 2856 nt
Organism: Anastrepha ludens (Mexican fruit fly)
Lineage: Eukaryota; Metazoa; Arthropoda; Insecta; Diptera; Tephritidae
Exons: 3
Coding region: 378-1679 (433 amino acids)
Source: RefSeq, a predicted model, not a curated record
AUAAUUCAACCUCCUACGGUCAAUCCCAUACUUUGCAUUAGCUGUCAGUUAAUCAAAACAUAGCUAUUUCUGAAGCGCACGUUAUCGUUUUUGUUUAACCGCUGUAAAAUCGUAUGUUUUAACGUGAAUAUUUACGGAUUUAAGUUACCGAGCUGAGUAAUCGUGAUGGAUUAUGAUAUUUCAGUUUUGAAAACCCGGUUUGGUAUAUUUCCAAGUCCGUCCAAGUGAAAGUUAGUGUUGAACAUGAUAUCUGGUGCAAUUAGCUCGCCACGUGCAUAAAAGUUAGCUGCAGAUACUUGCAGAUAGAGGGUCAUAUAAAGGGUAUUGCCAGCUCAUCAGGCACUAAACAAGUAACUCGUCAAUAUCUCUACAAUCAAAUGCAACGGCAGAAUUUGAUAUCUUUGGAGGAAAAAUUAGAUUUCUUAGAAGAUAACCUGCUGUCUUGUCAUGCAUAUUCAGCUGAAUAUGUGCAAACAUUUAAGAAAAGCUUUUCUUAUUUUAAAGCACAGCUUAAGGAAAAGUGGACUAAAGCCAGAAGAAAGGAGGACGCUUUUCUAAAAGCUAACCAAUCUAGGUUAAAUGGAGCAAUCGAAAUUCCAAAUAAGUCACAUUUUCGCCCUGGCCGUCCAUUGAAAUCAUUCGAAAAGUGUAGUGAGCGAAGUAAACGUAGGAAAACGGAAGAAGUCCGUUCCAUGGUAGAAGAUACAGUUAUUAUACAUGCUGCGCAAUCCACUCUAAUAGCAAAAGGGCAGAGGGACGGCUCGCGAAUUCUGAUAGAAAUCGCAGAAUCAGCAUCACGCGCAGCAAAAUACAAAAGUGCAUACAAAGAAUCAACAAGCCCGGGGAGAGGUAAUAUAUUGACACCACAUGCAGCCUUAGCUAUGUUUGUAGAAGCAGACUUAACAAGAGAGCAAUAUGAAAUAAUUCGUAAUACAAACCCUUAUCUUUAUCCCUGUUACGAUCGCUUAUUAGAAGCUAAAAAAGAAUGUUACCAAACGCAAAUACGGGUAACUAGUUCUUACGCAGAAACUGACUUGCAAAGCCUCAUCGAUAAUACAAUUAUGCGCUUAUCAAUGUAUUUAGAGGAGGAGCUCCUCACUCUAAGCGAGAACGAAAGAAAUUCUCUUACAAUAAUAUGCAAGUGGGGAUGCGAUGGUUCCCAGCAAGCUAAAUAUAAACAAAAAAUUGAGGAUACUUCUGGUUCGGAUGCCAACAUUUUUCUUAGCUCUUUUGUGCCACGACAAAUCACCUGUGGAAACGAAAACAGAAAAAUUGUUUGGCAAAACCCUUCUCCGUCAUCUCCUAGACUCUGUAGACCGAUAAGAUUUAGGUUUAUCAAAGAAAGUAUAGACGUCACGAAAGAAGAAAUAAAUUUUGUUGAAUCCUCAGUAAACAACUUAGUUACUUCUGAAAUAGAGCUGCAAGGAAAUAAAUUUGUUUUCAUGUUACACAUGACCAAAGGAAAUUAUGGUAACACCAAUGAUGGCAAUACAAGCCGGCGAUUUUUCAAAAACCCAAAAUUGGCUGCAGAUAUCAUAGGUGUUGAUUAUAAUUUCAUUUACAGGCUUAAAAUAAUACUGGAAGCCAUAUCUAGUGGCUAUGAAAUUGAUUCUGCUACAACUGUCAGAGGAGGCUCAAGAGGCGCGCAACAAGCACUUCCGGAUGUAUCGAGAAAAUGAUGCACUGAAAUUUUCUAGUGAAGAGUGCAAUCGCGACAUAUACCACCGAUUGUUGUUAAGCUCGGACCCCUUUUCGAGCAGUAUUUCAGUUCAUCGCAGAAGAAAAAAAAAGCAUCAAAGUCGUUUAGCCCAGCCACAAUUGAGCUGCUCGUACCCUUUAAAUAUGUGGACAAAGAUGUGACAGAACACCUUAAUUCAGAAUGCGAAAACUAGUAAAUUAAUCAAUUCUGUAUAUAUUAUACAUAUCUAUUGUGCUUUUGGUGUAUUUUUAACAAAUAUAUCUGUAAAUAUUUUAUAUAAAACAAUUUUUUCAAAAUCGAUUAAGGUAACUUUUAUGCAAAUACUAGUGAAAUAUGGGCCCUAUUUUUACUUUGGGAAAGGUCAAGAUUUGUUGUAUAAAGUCAAUGUGUACCCCACAAUAAGAUACAAACAAGUGAUGACAGUUCUUGUCAUACUACAAGAAAAGGAGCUUUACUGCUAAGGUAUUUUUCAGUGUUACACAGUGUAACACAUAUACUUUUUUAAUUUAACCGAUUAGUAAAACAAAUUAUUAUAAAUUUCUAGUUAUUAAACAGUUUUAAGACGAUAUAUGCAGUCAAAUAUUUUUGGCCGCCUAAAUCUUCAUCGGAUUGUACGAAUUGUAGCUUCUAUCCGUAAAGGAAUUUUCAGGAAACAAUUUGUUCUUUUGGUGGUGUCAGUAGUGCGAUGAAGUAGCCGACGCUUCCCGCUAUGCCUAAAAAUGUGUGUUGGUCACAUUGGGUACUCUAAAGGACUGCAGUUCGUCAGUUCCUUAACCAGUUCAUUGCCUUGAUUACCAAAGUGUCCCGGCACCCACAUACGGCAAUGGCGUUUGCUCCCUAUUUAUAUUCCUGAACUACUUUUGAAGAGGUGCGAGCAGUAUCUGCAGUUUGAUUCUUCGCCACCUUUCCGAACCUUUCAGUGAACCGACUGUCGGAGGAACGUAGCCUCUGCUCGAUCGCUUUGCUUUUGUUUAAACAUGUCAUACCAUAUUUCAGCAUCAAAUCCCCACUAACAAAUUUGUGUAUGAAUUUAUAGAACUGAAUUAUAAAAAGUCGAACGCUUUUUCUUAAAAAUGGCUUUUAGUUAAUUUUUUCUGUUGUUGUUGUAGCAGCAUAAACAUUACCCAUACUUACAUACAGGGAAUGCUGCUGGAGUG